This is a messenger RNA of Lactuca sativa (garden lettuce), 5012 nucleotides long. The record is from RefSeq and is a predicted model, not a curated record. NCBI's taxonomy places the organism in Eukaryota, Viridiplantae, Streptophyta, Magnoliopsida, Asterales, Asteraceae.
GACAAUUUAUAUUUGGAUUUUUAAAUGAUUAUCAUGUAAUUUUGUAUAAUUUGUAUGAUUUUAUAAGGGAAAAUGACACAUACCACCUAUGAACUUUCUAGCCUUUACCCUUUUAGUCACUUAACUUUUUUAAUGACUUUAUGAGGGAACAAACUUAUUUUUGUUGGGUCGAUUACGUCUUGAAGUUUUGAAGGGUAAGCCCGUCACACUUUUUCCAUUUCAUUUAAAAAUGCCACAUAAGCUUGCCACACACACUUAUGGACCCUACUUUCCUUGACUUUCCUUGACCCACCUUCACCCACAUUGACACACCUCCUUGGAUUGUGAUUCCAUUUCACUGCAGCUGUAUGAAAACCCAAAAUACAAACCACACUUUAAAAAAAGCUAUUUCUAUUCAUUAACAUUACGAUGCAAUGAUUAAAAUGAUUUGGCUCGGGUGCCUUCAAAUCAGAUGUACGAAGGAUUUUUAAGUUUUUAGCAUAUUAUCAGCAAGGAAAUGUCGACAACACCUCUGGGGAAGUCUUGAUGAGUCUCCGAAUUUCGUUAGCGGCUUCAAUUUUGGAACAGGGGUUGUUGGGAUCAUCUUGGAUGAGGAGAAGAAAUGUGUGGGUGACGGCGGCGACGUUGGUGGCGAUGGUGAGGUGACCGGGUUGUGAAUCCAUGGAGUGAGGGGAGGUGAUUCACUGAGAGUUGCUCUGGGUGGUCGAUAUGUAAUUUUUGAGGGUGGUCAGAUGCAAUUUUGGCACAAGCCAGGGGUAAUAAACCUCUCUCUAUAUUGCUUUCAUGGUGGAAUCCAUCAAGGGAUUAUGGGUUCGAUUUGUGUAUCCAGUCAUCAAUUCUUCUUUUUUUGGGUUUUUUUUGAAGCUUUCAACUACUUCAUCUAACUUUGAAGAUAUAUGUUUGAAUCGAACCCAAAUGCAAGAUAUGAAAGAGGAUUCUUAAGGGGUUUCAAAGAUGAUGAUUCAAAUCUAAGACAAAAAUCGUUCCAUUUUAUUUUCUAGGGUUCGGUUUAGGGGUUUUAGGAAAAAUGGAAGGUGAACCAUGCCCAGAUCGACAAACACAUGGUAUAAAGAUCUAGAAAACGAACACAUAUGAGUUCUGGUUUUGAACUUUUCUUACGUUUCGAUUUCAGAUUCAUAACAACAAAUACAUCUUCUUUUUUCUAUAUUUUGUUUCAUUGAUGUUCAUCACAAUUUUUUGUCAUUCACCCAAGUCAACAAAUCGGGUUGGUGGAAGAUGGAUGGUGGCAGAGGUGGGAGAUCUGGGUUUUGUUCUUGAAUUUGGUGGGUUUUGUUCUUGAAUCUCACCUAAGGCUUUUGUCUUCCACAUAUACAAGUCUACCACUUCAUCUAUCACAGGAUAUAAUAUAGCAAGAUAAUAUGAUUAUUUUUCAUCAUUCAAUAUUAUAAUCAAACAACAUGGUUUCUUUUCCAAUCAAUAAAUUUUUGGGUAAAUUACACCGUUGGUCCUUCGUGCACAUGUCAGAAAGCGUGUUUAGUCCCUAUUUCCAAAAUUUAACUAGUGCAGUCCCUCGUUGUUAUUUAUCUUGCACGGUUAGUCCCUAUGCACGUUAACUGUUAAAUUCUUCCGUUUAAGCUACCCACGUGCCUUGCACGCAGGGGCAUUUUCGUCUUUUCAGGGUUUGUAUACAUGAACCAGUAUGGCGCGACUUCGAUAACCGAUCAUUUCUCAUUUCAUCCUCCGUCGACCCUUAACAUUGCACGAGAAAACCCUAGUUUUCUACGAUGGUGAACUGGAGGAUUAGGCAAGAAUAGGAGGAAUAUGAUCUCCAAAGCUCAUACGCUGACAAUCCAUCUAUGUUCUCGAUACGAUUGAACUAUGGUGGAGUUUUUACGAAGUUUCCAGGCCGCAAAUACAUAAAGGGGAAGAUGAAAUAUAUUGAUGCCAUUGAUAGUGACUUGUUCUCGGUGCAUGAUAUGGACGAGAUAAUGGAAUUGCUUGAUUGUGUGGAACCAGGUAAAAGUAUUUAUUAUCAUUUCAAACGACCAACCUGGGAUUUAGAUUUUGGGUUGUAUGCUUUGGGUUGUGACGAAGAUAUAAACCACUUUAGGUCAUACGUGUAUGAACACAAGGUGAUAGAAGUGUAUACAGAGUUUUGGGAAACCAAGCUGCAUACGUAUCAAAUGUCCCCAAACCCUGCAAAGAUAAAGAUACACGAAAUUCCUGAGUCCCUUUGUCGUAAAAGCUUGUUAUUGACAUGGUCAAAUUCAGGGGAUUGUCCUAGUGAAGAAGCCCCUGUUUUUGAGAAUGUAGAAACUAUGGAUGAACCCCCUAGUACAUUACUUGAAACAACCUUGGAACAACCCCUUUUUACAUUGAGUGAAACAGUUGAGUCAACCCCUGCCUAUAUACCAAGAAUUGAAAGCCCUUUGACUGAACCAAUGAUAGGAAGCACAUGUCCUAAUGUUGAUGGUUGGGAUGAUACAUUUGAAUGGUGUGAACCUUUUCGUGGGACUCCUAUGGAACAAGAUGAACCAAAUAGUGAAAAAGCAGGUGAAGACAGUCAAGCUAGUAAAACAGUCAUGAUAGUGAUGACAAUGGAGAUAUUGAAUACAGUCAAGAUAGUGAUUACAUAGUUGAUGAAGAUAAUUUGUUAGAUGAUCCAGAGGUUGAUAUGAAGAACUUUCACCUCAACAUUGACAAAGAGGUGGAGUGGGUUGGAAGUUUUCCUGAUGAUCGAGAUGAAGCAGUAGAAGGUGAUGAAGAAUUAGAGGUUAUAAACACUGAAGAAUUUGUAUUUGCAUCUUCAUCAGAUGAGGGUGAAGCUAGUAAAAAAAGGAAGAAGAUAAGAGAUUUACGAAGAGCACAUAAGAAUGAAGCAGCUGCUGUCAAAGAUCCAUUUUACAUCCACCAAACUUUUAGCACAGCCAAGGAAGUUAAACAACAAAUUUAUCUUCAUUCCAUACAGAGUAGAAGGGAGUUAGACUUCGUCAAGAAUGACAAAAACAGGAUUAGAGUGGUUUGCAAAGGGACAAUACCAAACCUUGGGAUAUUAGAAACAGGUGGGACCAGCAAAAGUAAUGACAAAGUGGGACCAAUUCAAAAGAAAAAGAAAGUGAAAGAUGGUUCUAUUCAUAAAUGCCCAUGGGUCCUACUAGUGAGUAAAUGGAAAAAAGACAUUAACUGGACUGUUAAGACCUAUGAAAAGCAACAUACAUGCCUUCAAACAAGGAAAAUUAGGGCAUGCAACUACAAGUUUCUCUCUGAACAGAUUGUUGACACAGUGGAGGCAAACCCCGAAAUACCACUUAGAGCAUUACGUGAGAUGCUUGAGAAGAAAUACCAACUUGGAUUGUCAGACAUGAAAGUUCAUAGGGCGAAAACGAAAGCCCUGGAAUCAAUUAGGGGAGAUUUUGCUGCUCAGUACUCAUGUCUAAGAGACUACUUACAGGAGGUGCAAAGUAGAAAUCCAAACACCACAGUCAAACUUCAAGUGCAAAGUGAACCAUGUUAUGCAUUUGAGACCAGGGUAUUUGAACGAGUAUACAUUUGUCUUGGUCCACUGAAAAGUGGAUUUGCAGCAGGGAAAAGAGAUUUACUAGGGCUUGAUGGUGCAUUCAUGAAGGGUCCAUACCAUGGUAUGAUCCUGACAGCAGUGAUGGGAACAAUUGCACAUACCCUUUGGCAUAUGUAGUUGUUGAAGCAGAGAACUUUAAUUCAUGGACCUGGUUUUUAACUAACUUAGGAGAUGAUCUUGGUUUGUAUGCAAACUCCAACUUCACUUUCAUAUCAGAUAGACAGAAGGGGUUAUUGCCUGCACUUGAGAAACUUUUCCCAGCAGCAGAGCAUAGAUAUUGCCUAAGGCAUCUUCAUGAGAACAUGAAACGUAAAUGGAGGGGCAAGGAAUUCAAGGAUUGUCUUUGGAAAUGUGCAACAUAUACCACCAUACCACAAUUCAACAGUGCCAUGGAAGAACUAAAGAAACUUAAUAGUGAAGCAUAUGACUGGCUUAAUUCUAUUCCACCUAAGCACUGGUCCAAAUCCCACUUCUCAGGGAGGGCACAUUGUGAUGCUUUGUUGAAUAAUAUGUGUGAGAGUUUGAAUAGCAAGAUAGUGAAGGGUCGUGAUAAGCCAAUUAUCAGUUGCUUGGAGUUUAUUAGGGAGUAUAUCAUGAGGAAAAUUGUCAUGGUUCAAAAAGAAAUUGAUAAAGCUAAUGGCCCAUUAACUCCUACAGCCACUAAGACCCUUGAAAAAAUUAAAGAAAAGGCAGUACAGUGUAGGGCAGUGUUCUGUGGCAAUGGGAAGUACCAGGUUACAAGUGAAGGUACUAAUCAGUAUGUGGUUAAUAUGGACCAACAAACUUGUUCAUGUAACAGGUGGGAACUGACAGGCAUACCCUGCAAACAUAGUAUAGCAGCUAUAUGGGAUAUGAGGCUCAACAAUGAAAAUGUUGGAAUACCUGAGACAUGGGUACACCCAACUUAUUGGCUCAAGACUUGGAAAGAAAUGUAUGUCUUCAAAGUUGAACCUAUUAAUGGGAGGUUUUUGUGGGAAAAAAGCACAUAUCCUACCAAGUUGAUACCACCAAAGUAUCGUGUCCCUAUUGGCAGACCAAAAAAAAGAGAAGAAGAUCUGCAACAGAAGAUGAUGGAGUGUCCACAAAUGGAAAUCUGUAACAUGCACAAAAUGUGGAAAUGUGGGCCAUAAUGGAAGGACCUGCAAGGGACAAUCACAGACUGGGAAUGGAACAGGAGAAGGUGCAGCAGGGAAUACAACAGGAGAAGGUGCAACAGGUAGCAGUGGUGGUGUACAAAAUGGAGUUGGGAACAAAGGAAAAAGCCCCAUGCUUUGAGAAUUUGUAGUUUGGUAUCAUGAUCAUGAAGAAUAACUAUGUUUUUGUUAGGCAUUUAUUGCCAUAUUACUUUGUUGUUAUGUUUUGUAUUUUGAUACUUUGUUGCUGUCUAGGAUAACUAUUUGUAUGCCAUAACACUAUGUUGUUAUUUUGGAUGUCCCUUUAUGUUAAUGGUUAAUGGUUAUCUUGGAUAUUUUAA